Molecule: messenger RNA, 996 nt
Organism: Fulvia fulva
Lineage: Eukaryota; Fungi; Ascomycota; Dothideomycetes; Mycosphaerellales; Mycosphaerellaceae
Product: Methyltransferase pytC
Exons: 6
Coding region: 1-996 (331 amino acids)
Molecular function (GO): methyltransferase activity
Source: RefSeq, a predicted model, not a curated record
AUGGGAGAUGCGCCACUGCAGCAGCCUUUGCUUACUGCAGCUCUCGAUGUCGAUAAUGAUAGCUCGAACGGCGACUCUGGCCUCGGCUCAGAUGUAGAUUCCAUCGAGAGUGCAUCUCUGGCAUCGUCGAUAUUCGGGUACAGAUACGAGAAUGGACGACGAUAUCAUGCCUUUCGAGAAGGCAACUACCUCUUGCCUAAUGAUGCCGAGGAGCAAGAUCGGCUGGACUUGCAACUCGCCCUUCGAGGAAGUCUACACAGAGCACCGAUUGGUCCUGACAUCAAACGAGCCCUCGACUUCGGCACAGGGACAGGCAUAUGGGCCAUCGACCUCGCAGAUGAACGGCCAGACUGCGAAGUGAUAGGCACCGAUCUGAGUCCUAUCCAGCCAGGCUGGCUUCCACCCAACUGCAAAUUCUACAUAGACGACAUCGAAUCCGCCUGGCCUUGGCUACCCCACGAAGCCUUCGACUACAUCCACGGCCGCGGCAUGGGCGGCAGCAUCUCAGACUGGCCACUCCUCUACUCUCGUGCUCUCGAGCAUCUCAAGCCCGGCGGCUGGCUCGAAAUGCAAGAAUACGAAGCCUGGAUCUCCUCAGACGACGACCCCCUCCUCACCAAAGCACCCCACACCAAACAAUGGCAGGAACUCAUCGAUGAGGCUUCCACGAAAUUCGGGAAGAGAAUGAAUGUCGCCUCUCAACAAAAAUCCUGGAUCGAGGCGGCGGGGUUUGAGGAUGUGACGGAUGAUGUGGUGAAAGUGCCGAUAGGACCGUGGGCGAAGGAUCGGAAGUUGAAGGAGAUUGGACGCUAUCAGAGGGAACAUAUGAUCGCUUGUGUGGAGGCCUUCACACUGGCGCCUUUGACGAGGGUGCUGGGAUGGAGGGCGGAGGAGGCGCAGGUGUUGAUGGCGGGAGUGAGGGCUGAGUUCAGCAAUCCAAAGCUGCACCUGUUGACGAUUUUCCAUUAUGUUUAUGGUAGGAAACCUAUGGCCUGA